AUGACUGCUGAACAAUGGAACCCUGCAGUAGAUCUGCCAGAUCUGCGUGGCAAGGUUGCUGUCGUGACGGGAGCUGGGACUGGAAUCGGAUUCGCAACUGUCAAGCAACUUGCUCGGAAGGGAGCCAAGGUGUACUUGACUACUCGCAAUAAAUCGAAGGCCCUACAAGCAAAGGAGACAUUGAAUAAAGAACCUGAUGUUGAUCCGGAAAAUCAAGCAUUACUUCAGCCGCCAAUGACUGCCAUCAUGACUAACAGACCCCCAGUUCACAAUGCAGCAGCGUCAACAGCAUCCCGUGAGUUGGUAGACGGCAAAUAUGAACCGCACAUGGCUGCCAAUCACAUGGGAGUUUUCCUAUUCACGAACCGCCUUUUACCACUUCUCAAAAACGCUUCAACUUCCAAGGACGCUGAUGUCAGGAUCGUCAAUGUCAGCUCUACAGCCCAGAUCAGCUUGCUACCAAGUCACUUCAAGUUCAACUUUGACUCGACUUUAUGCUUCAGAGAUCCGGUAACUUCUUACCCAUGGCAGUGGAGGUUCUUGGGUAGAUUCUUCUUCGCCUUUGACAUGAUUCGCUAUGCCGUGUCAAAAGCAGCUGUGGUGCUGUUCACACAAGAUCUUCAGCGCCGGUUCGAUGAGCAAGGCCUCGCGAUAACAUGCAUCGCCGUCCAUCCUGGAGAGGUCUUCACCGAAGGUUUGGUAUCAGUAAACAACUUCCUCGUCGGGGCCAUAGCACGCAUGGCAUUCGUCGGCGCUGAGCAAGGUGCCGCAAACUCUUUGUUUGCAGCUGCUGCGACCGAGGUCAGGGAGAAUGCUGAAAAGUACAAGGGGAAGUUUCUGGUUCCGGUUGGGAAAUUGGAAGCUCCUAACCCUGUCGCCGAAGAUGCUGCACAAGUUAAAGAACAGGAGUUCCCUGUUCCCCUGUUUUUCAUAUAA
This is a messenger RNA of Fusarium vanettenii 77-13-4, 936 nucleotides long. RefSeq lists its product as uncharacterized. The record is from RefSeq and is a predicted model, not a curated record. NCBI's taxonomy places the organism in Eukaryota, Fungi, Ascomycota, Sordariomycetes, Hypocreales, Nectriaceae. Bases 1 to 936 code for a protein of 311 amino acids. The transcript has 6 exons.